AUGUUUCGUAAGACCCUUACGGUGGGUUUAUCAGCAGCACAACAUGCUAUUAGUGCUGCCAGACACCACGAUGGGUGUGGUAACACCAGGAAGCGUGCAUUGGAUAAAAGUAUUGAAGAGGGCUUGGCAACAUGGGCUCAAUAUUCUAUCAAAGGGGGGAAGUUAAAGGAUAUAAUUGAUUUAGAUAUAAGAGGUGAAAUAUCCUCAAAAUGUUUGAAGGGGUUUGUUGGAAUUGCAAAGAGAUGUUUGCUUAGCCAUCCAAAGGAUCGCCCUACCAUGGCUGAGGUUGUUUUCAGUCUUGAAUCUGUAUUGACUUUACAAGUCAAAAUGAAUAGUUCCUUGCAGGCUGGUGGCAAAACAAUAUUUGAAAGAAUGUUUGAUCGGUUUCCCUUUGCCUCCAGUGUAGAGAACUCUGCCCAUGAUGAUUCUAAGUUAUCAAGUAAUGACAAUGGCAAUAUUAUGGGUGAGGAAAGUUCCCGAAAACUAUCCAGAAGUGGUCGGGUUGACAACAACACUUUCAUCUCUACAAAUCCUGAUGUUGGUAUUAGGAAGCACAAAGAAGAAGGUUUUCAGCAACAUACUGCAAGUCUGGAACCGACAGAAGUAGACUUUUUCAGUGAAUUUGGUGAAAGGAGUAGGUACGAAUUAUUGGAAGUUAUUGGUAAAGGAAGCUCUGGUAUUGUAUGUUCUGCAUAUGAUACUCAUGUUGGGGAGAAAGUAGCGAUCAAAAAGAUAAAUGAUAUAUUCGAACAUGUUUCUGUUGCUGUUAACAUCAUUCGUGAGAUUAAGCUUCUCAGGCUUCUUCGUCAUCCAGACAUUGUUGAACUCAAACACAUCUUAUUACCACCUUCCAGAAGAGAAUUCAAAGAUAUAUAUUUGGUUUUUGAGCUUAUGGGAUCUGAUUUGCAUGAGGUUAUAAAAGCAAACAAAGACUUAACACCAGAACACCAUCAAUUCUUUCUUUAUCAGCUUCUUCGAGGACUGAAAUACAUACACUCAGCAAAUGUCUUUCACAGAGAUCUAAAACCCAAAAAUAUAUUGGCCAAUGCUGACUGCAAACUUAAGAUCUGCGACUUUGGUCUUUCAAGGGUUGCAUUCAGUGAUCCACCAACUGCAAUAUUUUGGACGGAUUAUGUUGCAGCACGAUGGUAUAGGGCUCCUGAACUGUGUGGAUCAUUCUUUAGCAAGUACACACCCGCUAUAGACAUAUGGAGUAUUGGUUGCAUUUUUGCAGAAUAUUUAACAGGAAAGCCCCUUUUCCCUGGGAAAAAUGUUGUGCAUCAGCUGGACUUGAUCACUGAUAUUUUAGGAACGCCAUCACCUGAAACUAUAUCCAUGAUAAGAAAUGAAAAGGCAAGGAGAUACUUGAGCAGCAUGAGGAAGAAAAACAGGAUUCCUUUUUCACAGAAGUUCCCAAAUAAAGAUCCUCUUGCUCUUCGUUUAUUAGAAAGAAUGCUUGCAUUUGAGCAUAGGGAUAGGCCUACUACUGAGGAGGAGGCUAGGUUACAAGGGAGUUCACGGCUUUUUCAAGCACUAGCACUGGUCCUGUCACGAGGCGGCUAUGACAGCCUUGCAGACAAGCAAGCAGCGAUGGAAGAGAGAUUUCAAACCCUAACCCAAAACAAAUCCAACAGACAAGAAGAAGAUGAUGAGAGUGUGGACAAGAUGUUCGAGUCUGAUAGAUUUGAUGACCCAUCGGAACAGGUGUGUGGAAGAGGAGGUGGCGCCACCUUUGGUGCCAAUCCAAACAGUAAGUUUUCGUACCAAGGAGGCUUGGCUUGGCUGGAAGAGGUGAGCCCCAACCUUUCAAACACCAUUGGGAAUCUCUCAAACCAGAAGGGUCAAACAGAAGGGAUCAGGGGGCACCAAAAGACUGGGAAGAGACGGAAGAUACGGGAUACCGUGGGGGAAGAGUACCGAGAUUCUCCAAGAUGGAGUUUCCCAUAUAUGAUGGGAAGGGUGAUCCACUCGAGUGGCUUCAAAGAUGUGAAGACUUCUUUGAAGAAUAACAAACCCCCAAUGAAGCUUGGGUUAGGCAGGCCACCUUUUCACUACAAGGUCGAGCUAGUGGGUGGUAUCAUAACCUGCGAAGAAUGA
Lactuca virosa is the source of this 2097-nucleotide messenger RNA. Lineage: Eukaryota; Viridiplantae; Streptophyta; Magnoliopsida; Asterales; Asteraceae. The record is from the annotation of a GenBank genome assembly.